Condylostylus longicornis is the source of this 1509-nucleotide messenger RNA. RefSeq names its product probable E3 ubiquitin-protein ligase HERC4. The record is from RefSeq and is a predicted model, not a curated record. Bases 1 to 1509 code for a protein of 502 amino acids. NCBI's taxonomy places the organism in Eukaryota, Metazoa, Arthropoda, Insecta, Diptera, Dolichopodidae. The transcript has 6 exons.
AUGGCUUCUUGUUGUCGCAAAGGGAGUUGCACCAGCGGAAAAUCGAAAGCACAAAAAAAGAGGGAUGAAGAAAUAAAGGUAUGGAGAUCAGUGAUGCCUUUAUUUCUCCAUUUAUUUGUUAGCAAGCAGCAUCCGGUGCAACCCCGAUUAUUUCUUCAAAUUUUGGUAAGAGUGCCAACAAUAUCUGCGUUAUUUGUUUCUUUUUCAGUACGAGCUCCACCUGAGAGUCAUGACAGACGCACAAUUAUCUACGUGUGGGGAAAACGAUCUCUCAUUCAUGAGGAUGCCAUUUUUGAUGAUUUUGGUGGAAGUCCUUCAGAUGGAAUGACUAUCGAUAGAUCCGUAGCGUCAGGUGCUGUCUCCUUCGAUUCUGCCAAUGCUACCAGUGGCCACGGGAGCGCGUUCUUACAACAACAAACAGAAAUACCGCCGAGCCCUAUAGACGUUCCAACGCGAUCAGUGGCACCGUCGACAAUUCAAUCGUCGCCAGAUCACUUUCGUAGACUUCCUGCCCAUCAGUCUCGGCACCGUGGACAGACCGAAACAGUCCCAUUGACAAUAACGUCGCUCUCCAGAACAAGAAUCACCGAGGUGGCCUGCGGUGACACGCACCUUUUGUUGCUGAGCUCGGCAGGAGAUGUUUACGCCUUUGGGGUGGGGCGUUCGGGGCAGCUUGGGCUGGGGGAGGAACGGCUUUUCGUUCAAAAGCCGGAGAAGGUCCCCCAGCUCGGACACGUUAUGCAAAUUGCUACUGGGGCCAGCCACUCUGUAGCUCUGACUUAUGAGGUGAACUUUAUGGUAUUGCCGUCAACUCAUUUUCUCUAUCAGGGUUCUGUUUACGUUUGGGGAGAUGCGGAAAACGUCGGUGACGCAUGCGGCGUUGAUCGACCGUAUCCGAGCAAAGUCCCUGAGACCCAGUCGUUCAAUGAACGGAUUGUCGGAGUCGCUACUGGAGCACGUCACAGUUUACUCUUGAGCGAGGAUGGUCGUGUUUACUCAUGGGGUGACAAUCUUUGCGGACAAUGUGGUAUUCCGCUGCAUUCUGUACGAUUCGACGUUCCUAAGCAAGUGAAAAUGCAAGUUGGAGAUACGCGUCUGCCCAUACGGUCAAUUGGCGCUGGUUUGAGGCAUUCGGCGGCCAUUACAAGUAAUAAUCAACUUCUCUUAUGGGGGCACUCUGCACAUCACAAGCUGAUUCAUACCGCACCCGCAGUCAGUUUGCUAGAAGAGCGGUUUGGUGUCGGGGUGGGACACAUGGGAGUUGCUGUGAAAUCUGGGAUCAAAGAUUGUGUUCCUAAACCUCGAUUGGUUUAUUCGUUGCUCAAUCAAAAAGUUUCAUGCGUUUGUCUCGGAGAUGAGUUCACUGUUGUUGUAACGGGAGAUGGGGUAGUUGGCGCUGGUCUCAGCAGUAUGUUUGCUGAAGGAUCCACUCGAUUGGACUUGCAGAGCAGUCGGUAUGAUGGAAGCGUCAGAGCGGAGGAUUCCAAUGAGGAUAAAAUGGACCACUGA